This is a messenger RNA of Vigna angularis (adzuki bean), 2294 nucleotides long. Its product is annotated as phosphoenolpyruvate carboxykinase (ATP) 1. Gene Ontology annotation, molecular function: ATP binding; phosphoenolpyruvate carboxykinase (ATP) activity. The record is from RefSeq and is a predicted model, not a curated record. Bases 75 to 2018 code for a protein of 647 amino acids. Gene Ontology annotation, cellular component: cytosol. Lineage: Eukaryota; Viridiplantae; Streptophyta; Magnoliopsida; Fabales; Fabaceae. Gene Ontology annotation, biological process: gluconeogenesis. The transcript is spliced from 13 exons.
AUCACCACAACAUCCUUCAUCUCUAUUUCGCACUUACACACAACCUCUUUCUUUGUUUCAUUCAGAAGAAGAAGAUGCCUACAAGUGAGAUGCUUGCCAAGGUUGGAAAUCACGAUGACGAAGAAGGUAAUCGUCCAACAGUGAGGGUUCAAACCAUUGAUGAGCUUCACUCGUUGCAGAGGAAGAGGUCUGCACCCUCUACUCCCAAAGGGAAUUCGCAGCAAACCUCUUUCCUCACUCUUUCUGAGGAAGAACGCAGCAAAAUGCAGCUAGAGUCCAUCAGUGCAUCUUUGGCUUCGCUAACAAGAGGAACUGGACCUAAGGUGGUGAAGGGUGAUCCUGCAAGAAGAUUCGAAGGGUCAAGGGUUGCACAUAUUCCCCACCAUCGUCAUACAGUCGCACCCACCAUUGCUGUCAGCGACAGUGCCUUGAAGUUCACCCAUGUCCUCUAUAACCUCUCCCCCGCAGAACUUUAUGAACAAGCGAUAAAGUAUGAGAAAGGAUCGUUCCUCACUUCAACCGGAGCAUUGGCUACGCUUUCUGGGGCAAAGACGGGUAGGUGCCCUAGAGACAAGCGUGUGGUGAAGGACGCACUUACUGAGAAUGAGCUUUGGUGGGGAAAGGGUUCGCCCAACAUUGAGAUGGACGAGCACAGUUUCAUGGUGAACAGGGAAAGAGCAGUUGAUUAUUUGAACUCUUUGGACAAGGUCUUCGUGAAUGACCAAUUCUUGAACUGGGACCCAAAGAACAAAAUCAAAGUCAGGAUUGUCUCAGCCAGAGCUUACCAUUCCUUGUUCAUGCAUAACAUGUGCAUUCGACCAAGUCUCGAAGAGCUAGAGGACUUUGGCACACCGGAUUUCACUAUAUACAAUGCUGGGCAGUUUCCUUGCAAUCGUUACACUCACUACAUGACAUCCUCCACUAGCAUUGAUCUUAAUCUUGCAAGGAAGGAAAUGGUCAUCCUUGGGACACAGUAUGCAGGGGAAAUGAAGAAGGGUCUCUUUAGUGUCAUGCACUAUCUCAUGCCUAAGCGCCAAAUCCUCUCCCUACACUCUGGCUGCAACAUGGGAAAAUCUGGGGAUGUUGCUCUCUUUUUUGGACUCUCAGGUACUGGAAAGACCACUCUGUCCACGGAUCAUAAUAGGUAUUUAAUUGGAGAUGACGAACACUGUUGGAGUGAGAGUGGUGUCUCAAACAUUGAAGGGGGUUGCUAUGCCAAAUGCAUUGAUCUCUCUCAGGAGAACGAGCCUGACAUCUGGAACGCCAUCAAAUUUGGCACAGUUCUGGAGAAUGUUGUCUUUGAUGACCAUUUUCGUGAAGUUGAUUAUUCUGACAGAUCAGUUACAGAAAAUACUCGUGCAGCCUAUCCAAUUGAGUACAUUCCAAAUGUGAAGUUACCAUGUGUUGGUCCUCACCCAAAGAAUGUGAUUCUUUUGGCAUGUGAUGCAUUUGGUGUGCUUCCACCUGUGAGUAAGCUGAGCCUGUCACAGACCAUGUACCAUUUCAUCAGUGGAUACACAGCUCUGGUGGCAGGCACAGAGGAGGGUGUAAAGGAGCCACAGGCAACAUUUUCAGCUUGCUUUGGAGCAGCAUUUAUAAUGCUACAUCCAACUAAGUAUGCAGCCAUGCUUUCUGAAAAAAUGCAGAACCAUGGUGCAACUGGAUGGCUGGUCAACACAGGAUGGUCUGGUGGAAGCUAUGGCUGUGGAAGUCGACUUAAACUAUCUUAUACAAGAAAAAUUAUUGAUGCCAUUCACUCUGGAAGUCUCUUGGAGGCUGAAUACAACAAGACUGAGAUAUUUGGACUUCAUAUCCCCUCUGAAGUGGAUGGUGUACCUUCUGAAAUUCUAGACCCUGAAAAUACGUGGUCAGACAAACAAGCUUACAAGGAGACACUGCUGAAGCUGGCUAAAUUGUUCAAGAAGAAUUUUGAAACAUUCACUAACUACCAUAUUGGAGAGAACAACAACCUCACAGAAGAGAUUCUUGCUGCUGGUCCAAUCAUUGAUGAAGCCUAAUUAGGAGAUUAGGAGCACCUUUCCUCUGUUUUGCUAUGCUAGUAUCAAUUUACUUGUUUUUCAUUAAGUACGUGGUUAGUUGGGUUUGAAAGAAAGGCUUUGAAACAAAAAAAAAAAAGUUUUGAAGUAUUUUUGCAAACCAGGUAUUGUCUUGUUCUUCAUGUUUCCCUUCUGACAGAGAAGUCAUUUUUUGGGAGAUGAAAAGUCCAGGGAAUGCAAUAAAACCUGAGUUGUUUCAAUGAUGUUAUGUGUUUGAAAGCAUUACAUUCAUUUCUA